CUGUUGUCGAUGAGAGUGGUAUUCGUGUAAUUAUGGAUUAGCUUCAAAAAGCGACGAAAUCUGAAAAUCCUAAUACCAGAAGAGCGGCUGUUAAUUUUAUUAUCGUCGUUCUGUAUGAAUACUAGAGGCGAUUAUUCGCAUGUUUGAAUUCAGAUCAACAGAACUCAGUUGCAUCGGAUGUUCGUCGAGCGAUGCGUCACGCAGCCAACGAAAUCGAUGGCAAAGAUAAAAUCUUACCUGGAUUCCGUCUACGUAAAGGUAUCUCACCUCUCAUCCCAAUCUUCAGAGAAGCCAUGUUAAACGGAGCUACAGAUGUUGAAGAACAAGGAGCUUUCGGUUUGGGCGAAGUCAUCAAGCUUUCUAGUAAGGAAUCCCUUAAAGUGAACGUGGUCGCUAUUACCGGUCCUUUGAUUCGAGCAGUAGGUGAAAGAUUCGUUGGUACCUAAUGUCAAAGCUGCUGUUAUCGAAUUAUUGGCUAUAUUGUUGAUAAGGUGGGAUUAUCGUUGAAGCAGUUCUUGCCGCAGUGACAAACUACGUUUUUGAAAUCGUUGGUUGAUCCACAUGUACGAGUACGGUUGAAAGCAGCUUUCGCUCUGAGUCGACUUGUGCUAAUACAUGGCAAAGCUGAUCCUCUGUUUUUGGAGCUUCCUACGGCCAUUAAGACGACGGAAUAAGAUUCUAGUAUAAAGGGAACGAUUUUACACACGUUACGAGUGCGGUAAUCAUCCCAUCCGGCGAUAGAAAUGUCUGAUCAAGUUAGAAGAUCUUUAUUCAUGAUGCUGAUUGCUGAUGGAUAUAUUGGGCCUCAUCGCCUCAACGAAGAUUCAAUUAGAUCAAUCGCCGCCGCCUGCUUGGCCUGUUUGAUGCGUUGGUUAUCGACGGAGCAACUCAACGUUAUUUUGACUGAACAUUUAUUAGCUGAUGAUCCUUCGAUAAGACAGUAUUCUAAAAUACGGAAGAAGCAAAUGUUUGUUCGUAGCAUUGAAAGAAAACGCUAAAUACGUUUAUACGGGAAAUUAUUGCGAGAAAAUCAAUAAAACUUUGAUCUCACAUCUACAAUCUAGUAAAACAAUCAAUGUUCGUUCCUGCCACGAAAUGUACCGGAAAUGCCAGUCAACUUUUUAAAAGCCAUUGUGCCUAAUGUUAGUUAACGGUACUAAAGAAAAGAACAGCUUCGUCGAAGCGAAUUGCGAAUUUUCACUAAUCGCUGUGCUGAAAUUACGAGAGGGAGAUUCCAUUCAUCAGGCUUGCAUUAGUGUACUGGAUUCAGGAGCUAAAGAAUCAUUGAACGAUAUUGACCAAAAAGUUGACCAAAACUGCAACGAAUAUCGAAACAAUGAUUAGAUAGAGAUAUUUGCCAAUUAUCUAUUUUUUACGCAAAGAAGAUCAAAAAGAUUUGUAUCGGAGAAGAAGUACUUAUGAUUGAAAAUCGAGAUGACCAAAUUUUCUGAACGUCGAUCAAACUGGCAAAAUAAUUCAGGAAGAUUCCGCAGCCCGGAAAUAUCGAACUUGAAUUAAAUAGGUCGUACAUCCGGUGUUUGAUAUUGGACUUCCCUGUGAGAAUGAGUUUUCCAAAGAGGGAAAUCUGGAGUAUCUCGAGUACGAUUUUGUUGCGAACGAAUACCACUGUUGAAACCGAAAUGAGAAUAAUUUGAUGGCUGUUCAUUUUCUUAUUCAAAAGAUGAACGUUGGGCUGCCUGAUGUAUUCCUUCAACUUUGAGCAUUUGUGGAAGAAAGAAAAUGAAGAAAUGGAUAUGGAUAAUAUUCGACGUCGGAUUUUCGAAUUGCGUACGCGAGAUGUUUCCCCUCCCUCCGAAGAUGAAUUCGACGCGAUUUUUGGAAUUUCUGCUAGGAUUGGAUUGGAUCGGGUAUUGUCUUGGCAGUUAUAGGCGAAUUAGCGGUCGUCAUUGUCCGUCGGUGAUGGCCACUAAUUGAAGUGCCUCCGCAUGAUUGUGGAUGACGGAUAUGAGCCGGAUGAUUGGUCAAUGUGGCGACUUACUCAGAUGGACUUCCUGACACGAAUUGUGCUUCCGUGCUGGUGGAUGCUGAUUUCGUUGCGUAUCCGAGCCGUGGCGAGAUCACUAAAGGUAUUCCAUCUGGCCAUUCUCCUAUCCGGUCAGCUUGGGUACGGUCGGAGAGAAAGUCUGCUAUAUAGUCUGUGUUAGUUGGGGUUGAAAUUUACGUGUUUUUUCUGUUGAAAAUUUCUAAAUUUUGUCUCGCUUUUUUAUUUUUUAUUUAUUUAUUUUUUUCAAUUCAAUCAUUAUUUUUGGCUUCAUAUUUUCUUACAUUCUUCUCCCAUCUCUAUAAAAGGUGUAAACAAUUUUUACGGGUUGGUUUCAAUACAAGGCAAGUAUGGCGUGCGAGUUUUCUACGUAAAUUUCAUUUUUUUAUUUUUUAUUUUUUUAAAAAUUAAAGUUGUCCCUGUGCAUAACUUAUGUCCAACUUUACCAGAUCGUCUCGGUGGCCCAAGGGAAUUGUCGCCGGCGGGCCUGUGGAGUACUGGUAAUGCAAAAUUACUUUUUUUUUCUGCACAUUCUCUUGAUUUUCGCGAAAAGAUCGCAACUUUCGAGUGGAGGAGUUGCGCAACCGGCUCAUGUCUUGGACGUUACGGCGUAGCCUCCGCGUGUCCCAUGAGAUCCCACUCCCUCAGCAGCAACAGUCUGGAUAAGCCAACUUUACCGCUUCGCAAUGCCAUUAAUCGGGUUGGCGGUAAUGCUAAAAGCUGCACUUUAGGUUUUUGGACUGCGCGUAAAGAUCGCUACGCUCGGGGGAAGACGUAGCGCAGGUUCUCCUGGACGUACCCGGUAUCGAUACUGGCGCGGGUUCCUUGAGAAAUCCUCUUCCCUCAACCCAUUCUCAGUCCUUUGGGUGGGGUACCUAUUCUUGUUCAUGAUGAUGCAUGAAGGGGUAAAGUAUGACGGACUUUGCCAAGAUGGAGAUCUAUAUACUGAGACUACUGUAUCCUGUUUCGAUUCCGACGUCUGAAAAUCUCGCCUGAAGAUCUGAUCUUCAUCGAUGAGCUGCAUCUUUCGAUUCGAAUUGAAGCUCGCGAUUGAAAACUGCACCACCGAUCUUCUUAAACAACGAUAUCAUCGAUCGAUAUGACCAUCAUGCUACAUUUUUGUUGAAAUUUUCUACAUGCAACAAGUGUUCGCGAUGCUGCAUCCACAGAGACUGCUGUAAUUCGAUCUUUCGAUUCCAAAGCCCAAAAUACCGAAUUCGCAGGAAUUUCAAUAUGUUUGAUGUAAUGCUGUCGGUAUCUACUCGUUAUUUCACUUCAUCGUUGAAAUGCGCAUUUUUUGGAAGAAAGGAAAGCUGAAUAUUUUCCACCUCAUAUUAUCGAAUUGGAGGCGGAGAUAGACCCUGCAGAUUUAAGAAUGGAAUUCAGCUGUAGACCCUGACCCUACCGAAACGUGUGAUAUCAUCAACUCAUAGUCAGCUUCAGAAUACGAGUAUUCUCCGGCUUCGAACGUGUAACGUCUUACUACGUAUGUAAUUUUUGUGAUCUCGAUAUCUCUCGCCUCCCUCCCGCCCCUCCAGUUUCAAUUUUACUCGAUCAGCUUUCGACAGAACAAUACUAUUGUGGCGAUAUUUUAUUCAGCAGAACCAGCAUUUUUUAACCGAGCUUCAAGAAGCACUUUUUUGACGAUAAUAAUGCAAUGUAUGUAAAUGGAACUUGCCGCUCCCCCCUCUCCGUGCAUCGCAGCACUUGGCGCACGUGCAAUAGACGCAUAACAGCGAUGAAUAAUUUUUUGAGAAGUGCAUGUAGACAAACUGUAGCUCGGAGAAUGAUAUUCUUACACGCAAUUUUCAUGCUGUGCGAAUUUUUUGAAUGGUUAUAUGCUCAAUGCUCAUACUUACGCGUACGAAUUUGUGAAUAUGAUUGUGCACCCAACUAUACCUGAUAUUUGAUUAUUGAAAUGAUUCGAUUGGAAAAGCUGUAUGGUUAUUCCCUGAAAAUGGAAUACGCAGUUUCAUAUUAUUGAGAACUUGCAUGAACGUUCGCUGAUUUGUUUACAUCGAUUUGCGCAGAUAUUCAACGUUUGUUUUUCAAUCGAUGGAAGAAUGUUGUCAAUGUAUUGGAAUUUUUUAGAGCUCGACGUACGAUACGAGUAGAUAUUUUUACGCUUUAUUUAGAUAGUUUAUGGCGCAAGGCUGACUCACGACAACACUCGCAGUACCAAAACUUUUUUUCUGAUUCGAAAACGAUGAUUUUCUUUGAUUUGGUCCCCCCUCCCCUUUUCACUAUUUUGGCAUAAUAGGGAUGCUAUUUUAGGAUAGGUAUACUUCAACGAUAUUCGUUUCGAACAAUUAUUAUUUUUGGCUUUAGUUUUUUGACUUUGAUCAAAUCAGUUAUAUUUUGAUGUAUUUUUUUUUUUUUUUUUUUUUUUUUUUGAAAAUUGGAUAGGCAUUUGAUGAUUUUGGAUUCAAAAUUGGGAAAAUGUUAAAUGGUUAGUGUUUUGAGGAAGGAAAGGUGUUGUUUCACGAUGUAUUAAAUUUUGCUAUUUUCAAAAUUCAUUGUAGGUAUAAGUUGAGCGCCGAUGUUGGUAUCUGGUCAACCUGGAGACCUCACAACAUCGGAAGAGACCCGGAGGGUUUUGCGAUGCCUACUGCGACCGCCCCCGGCAUCCGGGACUCCAUGACGGCAUGGUAGGGUCGCAUUAAACGAAGGGUAACAGGGAUGGUAGAUGUUACACGUUUAACUAGAUAUCUAACAUUGUUCGAAUCGCAGGUCGAAAGGUCUUUUCAUCGUCGGUGGCGUUCUUUGGUACCUCGUGCAUGACUUUUUCCUUCAAAGACACACUAGCGUGUGCUUUUUGAAGCGAACGAGUCAUAUACGAGUUAUCCGAGCCGUCGUCGGCGAUUUGUGGUGCGUGAAAGUGCGUGUGUCGAAGCUGUAGGGUCUGUCCCAGGCGAUAGCAGGCCGUGAAAACGGAGCAGUUUGGUUCGCAUGCUAAAUUAGUCGCAACCGUAGGCCGACGUCGGGCUGAAAGUUGUGCAAAGUCUUUCGUGUCUGGAAGCUGGCAUCUGCUACGCCGUGUAGGAGGCGCGUGAUGAAGUGUGCGCGAAGUUGGCGAAGGCUUCAAAAUAGGCAUAUGGGGUAAGAUUCGAGACAAGUCCGCAAGAACGGUACACUUGGUACAUAGGGGGCUUGCUCGGCGCCUCAAUAUUGGUACGGGCCAGAGGUUGGUGCGUACGGCCCUCCGAGUCGACAGAGCUCGGACUGCCCUUGUAGCCGUCCUAGGCGAGGUUAGGGUAGAAAUCCGUGCGCCGUCUACUUGCUUACUGCUUCCCGGCGGUACACGUGCCGACCGGGGUUUUUACAGGAUCGGCUUAUCAAAGAGGAUUUAGGCUGGCGCCUUUCAGGCGGUCUGUUAUCACUUCGUACGAGUGUAACUUUUAUUCCUGCGCUGACGUCAGCGUGUUGUAAAUUUUACCCUCGUACGAAGUUAUAACUGACCUGCCUGCGGGGUCAUGCUAUAUACCUUGCCUUGAGGAUCAAGUUCAGCCUAUCCCGCAGUGUUGGCGCUUUGGUCGAAUGCCCGUGAAACUCAUGAAGCAUUCAACAGCACUGCCCGUGGUGAGUGUAGGGAAUUGAGAUACUGUUCCGGAGAGUUGGGCCCGACAAAGGGUUCGAUUGUCUGGACUGUUGAGAGUGCGAGAAGAGCGGAUGUCGAUCUGGAUUUUUAUGCUUUGUUAGAAUCUAGUUAAACGUGUAAGGUCUUUCCGUCAUCUUAUUGGGGUAGAGAAAUAAUCGAAAAUUGAUCUGUUAAAAAUAAUUAUAGCAUCGAACUUUCUAGGAAUGUGUUUUAGUCAUCAUUGGUCGGAUGGGAGAUGACUGAUGGGGUUCGAUUUUGGUACUGUGUUAAGAGUCACGUCUACAGGUGAGUCGUUUACUAUGUUACGUAUAAGUUAGUUUACACGCAUCGAUUCAGGUGAGUCGUUACUUAAUUACUUAUUAAUUAAGAUUAGCUUAUUUGCGUCAAAUUUGAGAAAUGAGACAAGUGACGAGCGAAAUUGUCGAGCAUUCACGCUGUUUAACGAUGAAAUUUGUCGAGAAAUUGAAAUUAGGACCCUCCCCCUUCCCACCUCUUUACUUUUUAAUGUACAUAUAUCAUGUUGAUGUAUAAUUUCUGUAUUUUUUUUAAAAAUUUGUAUCAUAUCACAUGUUAUUAUUAUUCGUGCAUUUUUGUAAUGACCAAUCAUGGUUUUUCACUGUCGAGCGGCCGGCAGUGUUUUUUUGUCCAGAUUGGUCAACGUGUUGUAGUACAUAUAUUAAGUUUGUAUUGAUUUCUUUUCCGUUAAAUUUAAAACGAUAUUCGUUU
Messenger RNA from Planococcus citri (citrus mealybug), 6326 nucleotides. RefSeq lists its product as uncharacterized. The coding region runs from base 192 to 446 and encodes 84 amino acids. The record is from RefSeq and is a predicted model, not a curated record. Gene Ontology annotation, biological process: regulation of translation; cellular response to amino acid starvation. Gene Ontology annotation, cellular component: cytosol. The transcript is spliced from 15 exons. Gene Ontology annotation, molecular function: protein kinase regulator activity. Lineage: Eukaryota; Metazoa; Arthropoda; Insecta; Hemiptera; Pseudococcidae.